This is a messenger RNA of Effrenium voratum, 432 nucleotides long. Lineage: Eukaryota; Dinophyceae; Suessiales; Symbiodiniaceae. The record is from the annotation of a GenBank genome assembly.
AUGGUGGAGGAUGUUGUCGCGGCUGCGGCAGAUCAUCUCAGCGCGUCCAUGGGCGAGAAGAUCAAGGUCCUCGAGACCGACCAGCAGUGGGCUUGGGCGGAGUCUGAGUCCAAGAGCGGCUGGAUUUUGAAGGCCGCCCUGGUGAAGAAGCUGCCACCCUGGAAGCUGGACAAGGUGAAAGCCAGAGCGCCCGCACCCGUGAGCCAUGCCCGUGAGCAGAGCGGCGAGCGCAUGCCGGCCCUGGCUUGGCUUGCGGAGGCGGUGGAGCUUGAGCCGGAGCCGGCCGCGGCGCCGGCGCCGGCGCCGGCCGCGGCGCUGGCGCCGGCGCCGGCCGCGCAACUGCGUGGCGCCUUCCGUGAUCUGCGGGCACAGCUCUACGACGGCGCAGGAGGGAGAUGCCAAUUUGCUGGCAGAGCCAUGCUUGAAGGCUGA